Calliphora vicina (urban bluebottle blowfly) is the source of this 10399-nucleotide messenger RNA. It is a transcript of the gene gpp, whose product is annotated as grappa. Gene Ontology annotation, cellular component: nucleus. Gene Ontology annotation, biological process: regulation of transcription regulatory region DNA binding; DNA repair; DNA damage checkpoint signaling. The coding region runs from base 2701 to 10008 and encodes 2435 amino acids. Gene Ontology annotation, molecular function: histone H3K79 methyltransferase activity. NCBI's taxonomy places the organism in Eukaryota, Metazoa, Arthropoda, Insecta, Diptera, Calliphoridae. The record is from RefSeq and is a predicted model, not a curated record. The transcript is spliced from 10 exons.
UCAGCGAAUAUUUCUUAAUAUUUCAGUUCCUUUUUUAACGGCGAACGAGUUAGACGGAAGAAGUAGGUGGCUAUAAUGGCGCUGUGUGGUUUAAUUAAAAUCAAUGUGUUUAAUCAAGAUUUAAUUAAACAAAACUCAACACAAACAACAGAAAAUCAAUAAAAGUGUGUGUUUCAGAAAAUCACAUCUCGCAGCGAACAAACAACCAGAAAAAAGGGAACACAAAACCGAUUUUUCGUUUAUUUUUUUUUAUGAAAAUCAAAAAGAAUUACACACACAAAAAUAUAAGAAAAUUUAUUAAUAAAAGAAAAGUACAGUGUAUGUGGUAAUAACGGAAGAUUGAACAAAGAGCAGAAACAAAUAAAAAAUAAUUAGAAAUAAGUUCAAAAGAGAAAUAACAAAAGCAGUAGAAGUAAAAAAAUAAGAUGUUACACAAAAAGAAAUAAGAGAGACAAAGAAGCAAAUAAAAAAUUAAAAAAAAACGAGUGAGAGAACAAGUGAAACAAGAUUAAAUGAAUAAUAAAAAAAAAACAGAAACAACAACAAUAAAAAGCAUAAAACUUGAAAAAAAUAUUUCAAUUAAAGUGAAGAAGUUUAGAAAUGAAAUAAAGUGGUAUAAAAAUUAAUUAAAUUUAAUAUAAACCUAUAAUAAAUAGUUAAUGGAUAAUAUAAAGUGAAUUUAGUUGUAAAUUAUAUAAAAUAUAUAUAUAUAAAAAGAUUUAAAACCUAGAAUAAAGAAAAAAAAUAUAUGAAAAAUUGUGUACGUGAUUUUUAUGUUUAAUCUACAACAACAAGCAAAAAUACAAAAUGUCAUUAAACAUACAACAACAAACACAAAGAUUAAAUAAAAAAUAACGAAAAAAGAGGUGUGUAAAAAGUGAUGAUUUGUAAAGUGAAUGAAUGUCUAUCGUAUAGAAAAAAAUAAGUAUAGAAAUUACAAAGUUAAUACAUUUUUCACUUUGUUUGCUAAAAUAAAGAAAUUUAACAAACGUUUUGUUAAAAUUACAAAUGAAAAUUAAAGAAGAACCAAUUCUUUAAAGUGUACAUUUUUGAAAGAGAAGGCAAAAAGCAAACAAAAACAACAAUAAUAGCCAGCCAUUUAAUUAACAACAACAUAACUACAACAACCAUACGUUAUAAAUAGAAGAAAGCAAAUAACAAAAAAAAAAAAAAAACACGAAGAAAAAGUUCAUGUAAUAAAAAUUUUAUUGCUAACCUAAGCAACAAAUAAAUUACAACCAAAAAUUAAAUUAAAUUUUAAUAGAAAUUAUAAAAUAUAAAAUUGUGCAUACACAGCAAAUAAAAUAAGUGUUAAAUUAUAGCAAAAAAAUAAAAUAAAAAAUUUACAGUGUAAGCAAAUUAGUAAGAAAUAAAGUAAUAAAAAUACAACAAAAUUUAAUUGUCAAGUGUGAAGUGUCGUUUAUUAAAACAGCUAAAGUAACAACAAAAUUUGGGUUUUUUUCUAAAGAUCACCAGCAAUUUAAGUGGAAUAUUGGAUUUUUUCUUUUCUUAAGAACAACAACCGCAAAAAUUAUUAAAAGAAAAUAACCCUUCACUCUCACAGCACGCCUUAAAUUAUAUGGAUUAUUUAUACAAUAUUUGAAUACGUUUCUUAAUUUUUUUUUUAUUAAAUAAACAUCAACAAUUAAUAACAUAAUUGGACACUUAUGCUCUUACGUCAAAAGAAAAAAAAAUACAUAAAUAAAAAAAAAAGUCAUCUCAAGUUACAAACACACAAUUUGUCAUAAAUUUUAAAGCCGAGAAGGAGAGAAAACCAAAAUCGAGUUAUGUAACGUAACGUGAAACCGUAACGUAAAAGAGUGUUGUUGUAAAUCAAUGAAAAUGUUGUAUGUUUACGAAAAUGUAUCGUUAUCUUAACAUACAAUUGAAAAGAACAAAAUUGCGCAAUUAUCAUCAGUUAUUGUUAUAUUUUGUUAGAAUUGUUUACGGAAAUAUAAAAAUCAAACAAACGUCUAACGUCUUAAAGCCAAUUUCAAACGUAACAAUAACGCCGACUUUAUUAAUAUAUUUACACUUUUGUUACGGAUUUUUUAAUUCUCAAACGCUGUUUAAAUUAUAACGUUGAAUAUUUCGAAACACUCACACUCACUAUCCAACUACUAGCCUAUAAAAUAAAAUAUUAAAACAAAAAACACACACACUUUGUUAUGUUAAGGAAUAAUAUUCAAAUUUUUUUCGAUUUAAAUUUUUCACGCCUCUUCUGAAAAAACAACGCUUAUUACAACAAAAAAAAAAGUGAAAAAUUUAAGAAAAAGUUAACAAACGGAAAAUAAUAAAUAAAACCCUUCUCCUGCCAUUACGUUAAAACUGAAUUAUUUUAUUUAUUUAUACUACACUACUUUAUUGUGUUAUUUUUUGCUACCUACCCCCCAUUUAACUUUUAUUUAAAACAUUAAUUCAUAAAUAAAAAUCAUCUAAAACUAAAAAAUAAAAAUUAAAUAAAAACAAAAAACAACAACUGCCUUUACAACCCGAAAAUAAAAAAAAUAAAGAAAAACUCUACAAUAAACACCCACCGAAUAAAUCUGGCACCAUUGUAUAAGUAGUCUAACAUCUAAGAAAAUUCAAACUACCACCAACGUCAUUUCACCACGUCACCAAAGGAUAACAACAACAUUAAAAGCAAAAGCAAAAAACACAGAGAGAGAGUAGCAAAAGACAAGCAAAGAGAACAAAAAUAUGGCAACACCUCAAGUCAAAGACUUGGUGUUGCGUUCGCCAGCUGGUUCAUCGGAGGUCUUAACAUUUUCGUGGCCCUUGCAAGUUGGCACCGGCCAGGAUAGACACGAUAAUGGCAUUGAUAUCAUCGAUACCAUUAAAUUUGUUUGUGAUGAACUGCCAAGCAUCUCAUCGGCAUUCGAAGAGAUUAAUCUUAAUCAUAUAGACACUGCCUGUUAUAAGACUAUGACAAAUCUUGUCGAUCGUUUCAAUAAAGCCGUGGACAGUAUUGUUGCAUUGGAAAAAGGAACCUCACUGCCCGCUGAGCGCUUAAAUAAAUUCGCUCAUCCCAGUCUCUUAAGACAUAUUUUACAAUUAGUUUACAAUGCUGCCGUACUCGAUCCCGAUAAACUCAACAACUAUGAACCAUUUUCGCCGGAGGUUUACGGUGAAACAUCAUAUGAAUUGGUGCAACAAAUGAUAAAACAUGUAAAUGUGAGCAACGAUGAUACUUUCGUUGAUUUGGGUUCGGGUGUAGGACAGGUGGUUCUACAAAUGGCCGGCUCGUUCCCGCUAAAGUCAUGUAUAGGCGUGGAAAAGGCCGAUACACCGGCUCGUUAUGCCGAACGUAUGGACAUGUUCUUUCGUCAGUUUAUGGCCUGGUUUGGCAAACGUUACUGUGACUACAAAUUGCUGAAGGGUGAUUUUCUGGUGGAUGAACAUCGUGAGAAGAUAACAAGUUCAUCGUUGGUGUUUGUAAAUAAUUUUGCCUUCGGUCCCAAUGUGGAUCAUCAGUUGAAAGAACGCUUUGCCGAUUUGCGCGAUGGCGCUCGAGUAGUAUCCUCCAAAUCCUUUUGUCCUUUAAACUUUAGAAUAACUGAUAGAAAUUUAAGUGAUAUUGGUACGAUUAUGCAUGUCAGCGAGAUACCGCCGUUGAAAGGUUCAGUUUCUUGGACCUGUAAACCAGUUUCGUAUUAUCUGCAUGUCAUCGAUCGUACGAUUCUAGAGCGUUAUUUUCAACGUCUCAAAACUCAGAAAGGUGCUGAAAACGAUCAUCAUGCGGGUGGAACUACACGCACUACCCGAGAUCGUGCCAAACGUGAAGCUAACAAUCAAGCUUUAACAAACUCACAAAAUUCCAACUCCAACUCGAAUACAACACGUACAAAUUCGCCAGCUGCCCAUGUUAACAAUACAACGACUACCAAAACUAGGCAACAACAACAACAGCAGCAGCAACAACAACAAGAACUGCAAAAACAAGAACAGCUUAAACAACAACAGCAGCAGCAACAACAGCGCAAUAUGGAAGUGGAUACUUCGACUGAGAGUGAGGGCGAUGCCAAUACCACGAACGGCAAUAGCAAUUGCAGUGGUGGGCCGGCAGUUACACGCAAAGUUUGGUCUGAUUGGGGCAGUUCCAAGGGAGGCAAGAGUUCCCAAACCGACGAGGAGGAGAACAAUAAUUUCAUAACAACGAGUUCUCGUACUGCUCGUACAGCUACGCAGAAAAAACGCAAGAAACUCACGCGUAAAGCUGCCAUAGCAAGUAAAAGUGCCGCCGCAGCCGCCCAAAGGGAAGCAGCGGCUAAAGAAAGAGCCGAGGCCGCCGCUCAAGCAUCUAAAGAUAAUUCUUCCAAGGAAGAUUUUGGUGGCAAUUCAACGGGCGGUGGUUCGGCAGCAGCCAAGGGUCGUAAGGGACGCUUAAAAAAGGGCGCCCGAGGAAGAAAAAAUAUCAAAAUUGCUGGCUUGGAUGUGUUGCAUCAAGAAACUUUACUCUCUACUUCGGUGGAAGCCAUGAGCAAAAAGUUACCACCUGCCCCUGGCACUAUAGAUCAACAAUUAACAUCAUUGUUAACUGAACAUAUGGCUCAUACUGAACUGGAAAUUCCAGCAUCGCCUCAAGACACUCCCUAUGCUUUGCAAAUCCUAUUGGAUGUCUUUCGUUCGCAGUAUAUGGCUAUGAUUGAACAAAUGAAAUCCAAGUCCUUUAUACCCAGCAUCAAGAGACAAAUACAACUGGAACAGGAACGCAAGCAACGCAUUAAAAAUCGAGCUUCCCAAUUAGAUAAACAAAUUAAAGUGCUAAUAGAUGAUAGUGUGGCCUUAUUGAAAGUACGUAUGAAUGAGCUGGGCAUAAAUGUGUCGUCGCCCAAUGAUCUUAUAGCCAAAGCUAAGGAAAUUGUGGGACGCCACAAGGAGCUACAGGGUAUAGCUAAGAAAAUACAAUCUCAGGUAACGGCCUGUGAACUGGAGCAAAAGCGUUUGAUGAAAAAGCAUCUGCAACACUUGCCCGAAUACCAAAGGAUGUAUGGAGUGAAUGGCAAAACCAAAUUACAUGAUUUAUCAGGUUCGGAGUUGUCCGAGGCUUCGGCUCAUGAAUUGGUACUCAAGGAAAUAGCCAAUACUUUGGCUCAACGCAAAAAACUAGUAGCCCAAGUGUCUAGCAUUGAAAAAGAGGCAAACAGUUUGGAAAAGUCUGUGGAUGAAAGAAGAACUGCCGCCUCCCUAAUGGCCCAAGGCACCAAUAUCAUAUUAGCAAACCCGGCUUCUAAUAGCAUUAAUAACACUGCUCAACCCUUGCAACUUACUACUAACCAUAAUCACUUGAACUCUAUAACUCUAAAUCAUGCAACUUCUACGGCGAAUCUAUCAUCUGCUGGCGCAUCUUCUUCUGCUUUGUCAUUAAAUCCUGCAAACAACAACAACAAUAUCUGUUCUACUACCUCUUUAGUGCCAAAUAAUAAUAAUAAUACGAAUAAUAGUGCUACACAACCGUCUAUAACCGUAACGAAAGCAUCCAGUAAAUCGGUGCGUCGUAGUAGAGAUCAUCGUACACGUUCCCAGGAAUGGCCUGAUGUACCGGAUGUUGGUAAAAUUGAAGAAAGCAAUCCGGAGGUGUUGGCCCAAAAGAUUUUGGAAACGGGACGUAAAAUAGAAGCAGGCAAGUUGACUUCAAACUCUAGCACUAACUCGUCUAAACAUCAACAUCAAAACAUUGCUAACAAUCACCAUCAACAACAUCAUCAUCAGCUGCAACUCCAACAAUCGCAGCAGCAGCAACACCACCUAAUAAACCAAAACCACCAUCAUAUACAACAGCAGCAUCUCCCACAACAUCAUCCCGAAGAUAAACCCUACAGAAAUAAACAUCAUCCAUCACAUCAUGCUGCACACCAUCAUCAGCAACGUUCAAAUAGUAAUGAACAUUUACCUUCUUUAGGCGGUUAUGGUGGUGGUGGUGUGCCACAACAACAACAACAAGAUCCCAGUACUUUAAUGCCUGCUCCCAAACAAAGAGAUGCCAAUUUACUGAUACCCUCGAAUGCAGCCACCUCACUACGGCCCAUUGCAAACUCCAAUGCUAUGGCUAGUGGUAUUUUGCCCAAAUGUGAAUUGCCGGGCAUGCGUAAAACGAAUAACAAUAAUAACAAUGUGCCCGUCGUCAGCAUACAAGAAUCCCCCAAAGUUGCCAAUUUCGAGGAUAGACUCAAGAGUAUCAUAACAUCAGCCCUCAAUGAAGAUCAAGAGCAGCGCAAGGCCCAACAGGUGGUGAACCAAGUACAAGUAGAAGUUUCACCGUCACCACAACAAUCACCCGUACCAAAACGUAGCAAACACUCGCACAUUAACACAGGAUCCUCAAAUACUCAUAAUUCUUUAAGCAGUAUUAUUAAUGUCGCUACCCAUGGCAUGACACACCUUAAUGCUACCACCACUAUAUCACCCAUAACGCCAGCUUUACCACCACCACAACCUCCACCAACACAUGGUGGUAGCGCUGGUGUUGGCCUCACAAAAUAUGGUUCCAGUAAAGCCAUGCUAAUGCAGCCGCUCAACUCUUCAACGUCUUCCUCGGCGGCAGUCAACCCUUCGUCAACGAAAUCCUCCAAAUAUCACCCGACCCUCAAUUCUAAUCCCAAUAAUCCACAUAAUCAACAUUUAAAUAAUAUUUAUGGUGCUGCCUCAGCUGAACACAACUUGCACAGAAGACGCAGUUCAGUAUCGGCGGCUAAUUACGAACAAUUCAUGGCCAGUCAGCAAAGAGAACGAGAAAGAGAACUUCAACUGCAACAGCAGCAUAUGAUGAAUAUGGGUCAACAUAAUGCCCACAAUAUGUCAUUGGAAUUCAAACAACCUCCUUUGAGUGUUGAAAAUCAUCUGCAGCAACGUUCCAGUAGUCGUGAAAUGUUAAUGGAAGAUCCAGCACCUCCAGUGCGUUCCUCAUCAGCCAAUUCUGAUUCUGCUUUGCAAUAUUAUCCACCUACGCGAGAUCGUUUAAUGUCUUUGGAACGAAGUAGCAGUCGAGAAUCGGCCAUUUCACAACAUCAUCAGCAGCAGGGUCAUAUAAUUAAUCCACAACAGCAGCCACCCAGCCGGCCAAGUUCGAACUCCUCACAACCGGAUUAUACACAAGUUUCGCCGGCUAAAAUGGCUUUAAGGCGUCAUUUGUCGCAGGAGAAACUAAAUCAGGUGCUGCCCGGCUCGGCGGGUUCGGGAGGCAAUUCACUGCCACCUAUGUCCUCAACCAAAACAAUUGGGGAUCUUGUUAAUGGUGAAAUUGAAAGAACCCUGGAAAUUACGCAUCAAUCGAUAAUAAAUGCUGCCGUUAACAUGUCCACCGUAGGAUCGGCUUCAGGCGAACGCAAUCCCUACCUACUGGAACGUAGUCUGUACAAUAAUGAAAGAGAGCGUGACCGUUCUAAUGAUAGAGAACGUGAGCGGGAUCGUGAAAGGGAGCGGGAACGAGAAAGAGAAAAGGAGCGUGAGAGGGAACGGGAACGGGAAAGAGAACGCUUGAUUAUUAACAACCAUGCUCAAAGACCCGAAAGAGUUCAUGUCAAGAUGACCGAUGAAGUAGCCAGUCAAUUGUCAGCAGCUGCUAACUAUACGGAUAUCUCACCGAGAUCAACGUCCCAACCAGCACAGUCUGGUAGUAAAUCUCCGUAUGCCCAUAAUUUAGCGACUUUGGCGAAUGUUGCAUAUCAGCACAAAACAAUACCAGCCGCAAAUUCAACGACGAAUAAUCAUCAGCAGCAACAUAAUGCACCCACAUCAUCUUCAUCGUCUUCCUCGGCUGCAACGGGCCCAUCACGUCACUACAGCAACAGUGGGAGCAGCAGCAGCAACAACAGCCAGAUUAGUAGCCAACGUGAAAGAGAUUUAAAUAAUUUACCAUAUCAUCAUUUGCCAACAUCAUCGACUGGCACUGCUAAAAAUCCAGCCGUAAACUCUAAUACCAAUCCUACUUCUUCUUCCUCCUCCUCUUCCUCAAAUCGAGAUUAUCAACCUGUGGCUUUGCCACGAGCAGAGAUGAAACCCUGUAUUGAGGCCUACUUCCAAGAUCAGGAUCAUCAUCCAGUCCAGCCUCCGCAACAUUUAUCAUCCUCAUCCCACGGCCACAAAUCGAGCAAAGAAAGACAUUCAUCGCGCAGUAAUCGCUUGAAUGGCACAAAUCCUCCUCUGGAAGGUUUGGCCGCAUCAUUAAUGGCCUCACGCAAAUUCCGAGAGGAACACGAGGAACGACAAAAAAGAGCGGCAGCUGCAUCUACUACAGGCCAUCAUAACAACGAACAUCAUGCUGGUCAACAUGGCCAACAUCAACAUCAUCAACAACAGCAAAAUCGUCAACAUCAUAAUGCGGAACAUUACCACAACUCAUAUGGCCAGCAGGCGACAUCAACGCAACAUAAUAAUCAUCAUAAUGGCUCUUCUAUGAAGGUGGAACUUGGUGUAAAGCGUACAUCGCCCAUGACAAAUAAUCAUCCCAGGGGUUCAAAAGUAGCACACUAUUCAAAUGAACCACCUCUAACGCAUGGCAGCGGCGGCGGACACUCGCAAAACUCAUAUGCCAAUACAAAUGGCGGAGGUAUAAAUAGCAGUAACAGCAGUCAUCACCAUGGACAUCAUAAUUCCCAUGUACCCGCACAUUCACCAACCUCCUCGAACACUAGUGCCGCUGGUUCUACUAAUAGACGUGGUAAUAAAUUAAAUUUGGAACCUUUACUCAUGAGUCCUGAAAUAAAUUCCAUAAUGGGAGGUGAUGAUGCAAGAUCAAUGCAACAGCAUAACUCUGCUAACAAUAGACAGUCCCUACACAAUAACAACAGCAACAGUCAUCAACAUCAUCAGCAUUAUAACAAUUAUCACCACCAACAACAGCAUCAACAACAACAAGUCCAUCAUCAACACUCUUCCAGUAGUCACAACAGUCAUCAUCAUCAUCAAAAUCAUGCUCAACAUUUAAGUAGUCGUAACUCCAACAACACAAACAACAACAGCAAUUCCGCAACAUCAUCAUCUUCAGUUUCUUCUAACGUUCUUACGAAUUCUAAUCCCAUCGUAGGAAAUCGUAAUGCAGAUGAUGAUGACGUUAUAGCAGAUGAUGAGAGCCACUGGCAGCAUCGUGUUAGUUCGGGGUUUGAUCGUUUAGUAGCUUUUGCCUCAACCGAAUUGGAUAAGACAAGACGUUCGAUUGAUACCGAUACGGUGCCCUCGUCGAUUAGCUGCAAUACCUCACCAGAUUCGGGUAUAACACACAGUAGCAGCAAUUCGGAUGCAGCCAGAACAUUCCUGUCCACCUCGUCUACUUCAUCACAAUUAGAUUUGCCCAUUAGCAGUGGCAGUAGUACAUCUAGUGGUAAUAGCAGUUUUAUGGGUCAUCAUGGCCACCAUCAUCAUAAUCAUCUGGGUGGCAGUCAAGAUCAUUUAAGUGACAGCAGCAUGAAGUCUACACACUCCGAUGUCAACUCUAUGCCUAUUACUUUAAAGAAUUGCUCAUCACCGCAAGAUCCAACAGCUAUAGAUAGUCCGCCCCUAUCAGAUAUGGGUUUGCCUAGAACUCCCAGUCCCAAUGUGGCAGUAAAUACCCCACCACCCUCCUUAUUAAAUGCCAACAACAGUUUGGAUAAUUCUGCAAACAAUUUGAAAAUUCCCUUGAAAUAUCAACGCAAAUCAAAAACGUCUUUGGAAAAACACUACAAAAAGAAAUUCUGUGAGCGUAAUUGGGAAUAUGAUUGCGAUGAGCUGUUGGCCUAUUCAAAUUCAUCUUCAAACACCGCAGCCGAUGCAGCGGGCAAUGCUAACGAUCAGUUGGACGGCGCUAGCAAAGAUAUGGAUUGUUUAAACACCACUUUGGAACAGCAACAACAAAUGCACCAUCAUCAUCAGCAGCAGCAGCAACAGCAUGCCCAUCACAAAUCAUCAAAAUUUCGACCAAAAGGCAAAGACUGGGAUUGGUCCAUGGAUAGCAAUAGCAGUAGCAGUCAAAAGGCAAAAUGCGACGCCACUUCGGCUGCAGUAACCUCAACGCCACAACCACUGCAGUAAAAAAACUUGAUAUUAAAAAUAUCAAAUUUGUAAAACUAAAUUAAAUUAAGUUUAACAUGUUUUCUUUAUUUUUUCUUGUUCUUAUAAUUUUUUUUUAACAAAAUUGUUUAUUUUUAUUAUAAUUGACAUUAUUUGAUAUUUUAUUAAUUCUUAUAUAGUUUUGUUAUAUUGCAUACAUAAAUAAUUUAAUUUUUUUUCUGUUUCCCUGUUAAGAUUUAAAAAAAAAAGUUUUUCUGUUAAAAAAAUAUGCUGUUAAAUUAAAUUUUUAUUUGUUCAAAUUCUUGUAGAUUUUUUCCUCUAUACAUAUUUUUUAAGUUAAUGAAGUUCAUUUAAAAACAAACAAAAAUAUAUAAAUAAAUUUUAGUAAUUUUUAAUAAAAAAAAAACAAAAA